CUCUAUCUCUGGUUGUGGUGGACAGGAGCUCGUGAAAGUCUGUUCAUAUGGUCUCUGUCUAUUGCCUUGUUUAACGUCUAUCUAAUCUGGUGAGGAAAACCUUUUGGAUAUAACAUGGCUUUAAAACUCAUCAUCAACACCAGCGACCCCCCUCUAGGAUCUCUUUUGGUUGCUGAACAUGUGAAGAGCAUCGUUCAGGUGUCGGUGGAAGAAGGCAAGAGCACCGUGCUCACCAUCUCAGACUCAGUCCAGUUCAGAGAUGACAACUCCAUCAGCCGGUACCUGGCCCGGAUGGCUCCCGCUCUCCACCUCUAUGGAGCCAACAUCAUGGAGGAGACCGAGGUUGACCACUGGCUGGAGUUCAGCGCUCGCCGCCUCGCUGAUCCGUCCAGUAGCACAUCGGCGCUGGCAGAGCUGGACAAGGCCCUGUCCCUGCGGACCUUCCUGGUCGGGCACGGCCUCACGCUGGCCGACCUGUCUGUCUGGGCUGCCCUCAAAGCUACCAAUGACUUGUCAGGUAAGGGCGGGUCGCUGCCGCACGUGAGCCGCUGGUUCUCUUUCCUGAGCUCCCAGGUUCCCUUCUCUGCCGUGGGAAACAAGUUCGCCAGUAAGAAACCUGAACCAAAAACAACCAAUUCGGACAAGAAAAAGCAAGACCUGGGAAAGUUUGUGGAGUUGCCGGGGGCUGAGAUGGGAAAGGUGGUGGUUCGAUUCCCUCCUGAGGCCAGCGGGUACCUGCACAUUGGCCACGCCAAGGCGGCCCUGCUCAACCAGCACUACCAGGUCACCUUCAAGGGCAAGCUGAUCAUGCGCUUUGACGACACCAACCCCGAGAAGGAGAAGGAAGACUUUGAGAAGGUGAUCCUGGAGGACGUCGCCAUGCUCCAGAUCCAACCCGACCAGUUCACCUUCACCAGCGACCAUUUCCCCACCAUCAUGCGAAUGGCCGAGAAGCUGCUCGCCGAGGGCAAAGCCUACAUCGACAACACGCCGCCGGAGCAGAUGAAGCAAGAGCGAGAGCAGCGCAUCGAGUCCAAAUGCAGAAGCAACACUGUGGAGCAGAACAUGAAGAUGUGGGAGGAGAUGAAAGCCGGGACCGAGUACGGACAGACGUGCUGCAUGAGGGCCAAGAUAGACAUGAACUCCAACAACGGCUGCUUGAGAGACCCCGCCCUGUACCGCUGCAAAAACGCCCCCCACCCCCGCACAGGAGACACCUACAAAGUCUACCCCACGUAUGACUUCGCCUGCCCCAUCGUGGACAGCCUGGAGGGGGUCACGCACGCCCUGAGGACCACAGAGUACCACGACCGAGACGACCAGUUCUACUGGAUAAUCAAUGCCCUGCAGCUCAGGAAGCCCCACGUCUGGGAGUACGCCAGGCUCAACCUCAACAACACCGUGCUGUCCAAGAGGAAGCUCACGUGGUUCGUGGACCAGGGAUACGUGGAUGGAUGGGAUGACCCGCGCUUCCCAACUGUCAGGGGGGUCCUGAGGAGGGGAAUGACGGUGGAGGGUCUGAAGCAGUUCAUCGCAGCCCAGGGUGGGUCCAGGUCGGUGGUGAACAUGGAGUGGGACAAAAUCUGGUCUUUUAACAAGAAGCUGCCUGUUAGCUGUCUGAAGGUGAUUGACCCCGUGGCUCCCAGGUUCACGGCUCUGUCCGGCUCCUACGUUGUUCCUGUUUCUAUCCCAGAAGCCAAAGAGGAGAUGAAAGAAGUGGCAAAACAUCCCAAGAAUCCUGAGGUGGGGGUGAAGGAGGUUUGGUACGGGCCCAAAGUGUUGGUGGAAGGAGCAGACGCCGAGACUUUCAAAGAGGGAGAAGUGGUCACCUUCAUUAACUGGGGGAACCUCAUCAUCACCAAGAUCAACAAGGGGGCUGACGGGAAAGUUGCGUCCUUAGAAGCUCGCCUGAACCUGGACAACAAAGACUUCAAAAAGACCACGAAGAUCACCUGGUUGGCCGACACAACCAGCGCCCCCACCAUGCCCGCCGUCUGUGUCAGCUACCAGCCGCUCAUCUCCAAAGCGGUUCUCGGCAAGGAUGACGACUUCAAACAGUACAUAAACAAAAACACCAAGAUGGAGGAGAAGAUGGUGGGAGAUCCGUGUCUGAAGAGCCUCAAAAAAGGCGACAUCAUCCAGUUACAGAGGCGGGGCUUCUACAUCUGUGAUCAGCCCUACGAGCCAAUCAGUCCCAACAGCUGUAAGGAGAGCCCGUGUGUCCUGAUCUACAUUCCUGACGGACACACGAAGGAGAUGCCGACUGCGGGAUCCAAGGAUAAAAGCAAGAGCCAGACCGCCAACAGCACGCCGGACGCCACCUCAAAGGCUGCUGCAGCUCCUGCAGCUCCUUCCUCCGCCUCAGCAGCUGACCUCUUCUCAAGAAUCACGGCACAAGGCGACGCCGUCCGCCAGCUGAAAGCCGCCAAAGCUCCUAAAGAGGAAGUGGACAAAGCUGUUCAGCAGCUGCUUUCUCUAAAAGCGCAGUUUAAGCAGCAGACGGGUGUCGAGUACAAACCAGGCAUGGCCCCUCCCACUUCUGCGGCGGCGGCCGUGGCCACUCCAUCAGACUCCUCCUCCUCCUGUCCGUACACGCGAAUCGUGGAACAGGGAGAGGUGGUCAGGAAGCUGAAAGCAGAGAAGGCUCCAAAGGACCAGGUGGAUGCUGCCGUGAAGCAGCUCCUCGCUCUCAAGGCGGAGUUUAAAAAGAUCACGGGACAAGAUUACAAACCGGGGAUGGCCACUGCUGCUUCCUCUGCUUCCUCCUCUGUGGUUCCCUCUUCUCCUUCCUCCUCCUCCUCCUCUGCUACCUCUUCUUCUUCUUCUUCUGUGGGGCUGUAUGAGCGAGUGGCAGAGCAGGGAGACAUCGUGAGGAAACUGAAGUCUGAAAAAGCCCCAAAGGACCAGGUUGAUGCAGCAGUGAAGCAGCUACUCGCCCUGAAGGCCGAUUACAAACAGAUCACCGGCCAGGAGUACAAGCCGGGAGCAGCCCCAGCUCAGAAAACCGCCCCCGCACCAGUCCAGAACACCCCCAGCCCAGUUUCAUCACCCUCCAGCCUAUAUGAGAAGGUGUCUGAGCAGGGAGAGGUGGUCCGAAAGCUGAAGUCUGAAAAAGCCCCCAAAGAUCAGGUUGAUGCUGCAGUGAAACAGCUGUUAGCCCUGAAGGCCGAGUACAAACAACAGACCGGACAAGAUUACAAACCUGGAUCACAGCCCCCUGCAAGCCCCGCUCAGGCCCAGUCCAGCCCCGCUCAGGCCCAGUCCAGCCCCGCUCAGACCCAGUCCAGCCCAUCUCCACCGGCCCAGGAACUCUUCUCACAGGUGGCUCAGCAGGGAGAGCUGGUUAGGAAGCUGAAGGCGGAGAAAGCCCCCAAGGACCAGGUGGACCAAGCUGUGAAGACUCUGCUGGAGCUGAAGAACAAGUACAAGUCUGUCACUGGAGAGGACUACAAACCGGUGGCUGCUGCUGGAGCUGCUGGAGGAGAAGACAAAAACCGCAAGGAGAGGGAGAACAAGUCUGAGAAACAGGGAGGAGGAGGAGGGAAGAAGGGCAAAGGAGACAAAGCUGCUCACAGCAAGGAGUCAUCUGGAGGAGCAGGAGGCUCUGGAGAAGGUCAAGGUCCCAAAAAACAGACACGGUUGGGUCUGGAAGCUAAGAAAGAGGAGAACCUGGCAGACUGGUACUCUCAGGUCAUCACUAAAGCUGAGAUGAUCGAGUAUUAUGACGUCAGCGGCUGCUACGUCCUACGUCCGUGGUCCUACUCCAUCUGGGAGGCUAUCAAAGACUUCUUUGACAAGGAAAUUAAGAAGCUGGGUGUGGAGAACUGCUACUUCCCCAUGUUUGUGUCCCAGGCUGCUCUGGAGAAGGAGAAGACCCACAUUGCAGAUUUUGCCCCAGAGGUGGCCUGGGUCACCCGCUCAGGAAAGACUGAGCUGGCUGAGCCCAUCGCGGUCCGACCCACCAGUGAGACAGUGAUGUAUCCCGCUUAUGCAAAGUGGGUGCAGUCCCACAGAGACCUGCCCAUCAAACUCAACCAGUGGUGCAACAUUGUGAGAUGGGAGUUCAAACACCCGCAGCCUUUCCUGAGGACAAGGGAGUUCCUGUGGCAGGAGGGACACACGGCGUUCGCCACCAAAGAGGAGGCAACCGAGGAGGUGAUGCAGAUCCUGGAUCUGUAUGCAAGAAUUUAUGAAGAACUAUUGGCAAUCCCAGUGGUGAAGGGCAGGAAGACGGAGAAGGAGAAGUUUGCCGGCGGAGAUUACACGACCACAGUGGAGGCGUUCAUCUCCGCCAGCGGUCGAGCCAUCCAGGGGGCUACAUCUCACCACCUGGGGCAGAACUUCUCAAAAAUGUUUGAGAUCGUGUUCGAGGAUCCAAAGAGACCGGGCGAGAAGCAGCUGGCUUUCCAGAACUCGUGGGGCAUCACGACCAGGACCAUUGGCGUGCUGACCAUGGUCCACGGAGACAACAUGGGGCUGGUGCUGCCGCCCAGAGUGGCCUGUGUGCAGGUGGUCAUCAUCCCAUGUGGGAUCACCGCAUCCCUUCCAGAACAGGAGAAGGAGGCUCUGUUGGCCCAGUGCUCCAAGUACCUAAAGAGGCUGCUGGACGCUGGAGUCAGGGUCAAGUCAGACUUCAGGGACAAUUACUCACCGGGAUGGAAGUUCAACCACUGGGAGCUGAAGGGAGUCCCUGUGCGUUUGGAGGUGGGGCCUAAAGACAUGCAGCAGAAGCAGUGCGUGGCAGUGAGGAGGGAUACGGGCGCGAAGAUCACACUACCAGAGGGCGAGGUGGAGAAGAGGCUGGUCGCCAUGUUGGAAGAGAUCCAAGGCAGCUUGUUCAAGAAGGCCUCCGAUGACCUCAGGAGUCACAUGGUGACCGCAGACACAAUGGAACAGUUCCAGAAAGAGUUGGACCAGGGCAGAAUCGUCCAGAUUCCAUUCUGUGGAGGAAUCGAAUGCGAGGACUGGAUCAAGAAAACCACUGCCAAGGACCAGGACCUGGAGCCUGGAGCUCCAUCUAUGGGAGCUAAGAGUCUGUGUAUCCCUUUCUCCCCUCUGAAGACCCUUCAGCCCGGUCAGAUGUGUGUCAGUGGGAAGGAGGCUGCACAGUACUACACUCUGUUUGGACGUAGCUACUAAAGAGGUCCAGUCUCCACAGUAAAGGGCUUUCCAUCCUCCUGUUACCUUUAAUUUCUCAUGUUGGUGAGGUACUGACAUGUGGGCCUUAGAAUGGAGACCUGCAUCUGCUUUUUUUCCCUCUAAAGAUGACUGUAAUACACAUUCUAAUCAGCUAAUACUUCAGAUAUGUCCAAUCCCAGCAGGAGUUCUUAGAUAAAACAGUGGGUUAGCAUCUCCAGACGCACAUUUUCUCCUGAAGUCUGGCUGUUUAGCUGAUUAUUUAUGGGUUUGGGGUAUUUUUUUUUAACACUUAAUUCUACCAUAACAGCAAUUAAAGAAAUUCCCUGAAAGAUGUCUUGUCAGUGGAAAAGCACUUGUUCUGUUUCAGUCAGAGCUCUGCAGACAGCUGGACUCACAGUUACACCGUGGUUUUACACACCCACUCUGAGGGUCAGCUCUCAUCAUGUGACCUGUGGUGAUGUGGAGCCGCUCAGUUUACAGCUGUGAUGAACUGCUUAUAUUUGGUUAGAAGUCAGUGAUGUUUCUUCCUGUUUACUCCUGGGAAAGACCUUUGGAGCCUGUGUAUAAUAAAGUCAUUUUUAUGACCAGCUGA
Oryzias latipes (Japanese medaka) is the source of this 5731-nucleotide messenger RNA. It is a transcript of the gene eprs1, whose product is annotated as glutamyl-prolyl-tRNA synthetase 1. Gene Ontology annotation, cellular component: cytoplasm; aminoacyl-tRNA synthetase multienzyme complex. Gene Ontology annotation, biological process: prolyl-tRNA aminoacylation; translation; glutamyl-tRNA aminoacylation. Gene Ontology annotation, molecular function: proline-tRNA ligase activity; glutamate-tRNA ligase activity; ATP binding. The record is from RefSeq and is a predicted model, not a curated record. Lineage: Eukaryota; Metazoa; Chordata; Actinopteri; Beloniformes; Adrianichthyidae.